CGCGGGCUUCCUGUCGCUUCCGGGCGCCGCCGCCGCUGCUCGGUCCUCAGAGAACAGUUGGCCGGGUUGUUUCUCAUCACCGCACUGAGCGUCGCCGAGAGAAAGAAACAUUGGAAAGUUACUCGAGGAACUUCACCUGCGUCUCGUUGGAGCAGAACUUCGAGUCGGAGGUUUAAAACAACAAGCCCGGUGUGUCGUGUCGCUCCUGGAGCAUCGGACACGUUACCCACCAUGGGCUUCACUUGAACCGAGGUCGAGCCACGCCCCCACCUGACCCCACCUGACCCCGCCUGGCCCCGCCAUCCUAAACCAUCAUGGCAGACAGUUUCUACAAGUUGGAGGAUGAAGUCCUUCCCAGCUUCCUGUGUGAGUCCGGUGUGGACAGCUUCAGCGGCGGUCGUGCCACACUGGGGAACGUGACCCUAGGCUCGGGCCCGGGGCUGCCGGUGGCCGCCUCCACGGUGGCGAGGGUCAGACCCAGGGCCGACAACAGAGAAGAUCCCGGUGAGUCAUAUCUGGAUGACACGGAGUUGAAGCAGGCCAACUCACAGUCAUCUUUUGGGGAAAAGCCUAAGUUUGCCCUCAGCUUUAAAGAUGACUUGGACAAAGCAGACGACUUCAUCGCGGCCCAUCGUCUUUCAGACCUGCUGGUGAAGAUUAAUCUGGAUGAGAGCGUAUCUCAAAACCAAGGCUACGGCUCCAAGAUGGCGCUGCCUCCCGCACAGAUGGGCUCAGUGCAUGGGUGGCCCACAGAACUUGGAACAGAUCUGUCAUCGGGGCUUCUGGCGCUUUCCCAGUUUGGAUAUAAAGAGAGAACAGAUGCAAAGGCCUCACCAGCUACAGUUGGGGAGGACAAUGUGCAGAGCGAGGGAGAUGACAGUGACCACUUCAAUGGCAGUAACUCCAGCUUCCUGGCAAAUGAGAAGCUCAUGUCUGUGGACAGCAUGAACAGUGACAUCACAGAUGAUGAUGAUGACGACUUGAACAAUUUGCCCGAUGAUGAACUGGAGCUGUAUUUCAAUAAGCUGGUACCUCCUGCCAUGCAGAGAGGCAGAGUGGAGGGCCAGGAGAUUCCUUCAACGGGACUGUCUGGUGCUGCUGACGAUCUUUCAAACCUACGUUCUGCAGAGCCAGAACAGUACAGGCACCAGUUCCUUGAUGACUAUGACCAGGGGGACUUCAGGAUGCCUGAUGUGCGUCUGGCUGCGACAGGCAUGGACUCUUGUCCCGCCAGUGACGAGGACACCGAGGACGAGCUGGAGUCGGCCAGAAGGAACAACAGUGCAACCAGAACACGGCUGCUGCCGAGCACCUCCAGACAACUGGUUGGAGAGAGUAAUCGUCCCAGCUUCAGGCCGGGUUUAGAGGGAGGCAGCUCUGAUGAUGAGUCCUUCAGUGGCCGCAGCGGUCCGUCUGUGACUGGGAUCGAACACCGACGAUCUGCUGAGGGACAAGUCAUCAACCCUCCUGUUACAGGGGACGGAGGAGGUGGAGACGGGAGCAGUGGGAGUGAGGAAAGUGGAAAUUAUGGGUCCGUGUCCGUCUCCCUUCCAACGACUAACGUCCAGACCACCUAUGCCGUCCUGCGCGGGCUCGGCAUUGUGGGUAGCAGUGCUGUCGGGGAAGAGGAAGACGGUGAUCUGAAUAACCUGGUAGGACACGGAAGAAGCAGCCUUUCUCGACAUACUGAGAUGGGUGAUCGGGUGGGUCCUGUGGGGACGGGGGAGUCAAGCUCCUCUCUGGGGCCCUCACAGAGACUCUCUCCUGUCGACUGGAGCAUGGUGCUGGACCGACAGGGGGCACUGGAUGCCAUGGAAAGCACGGAGCCUGGGCCCACUGUUGACUGCCUCUUGGACUCGGUCUACCUGAAGAGUGGAGCUGGACUCAAAAGACCCCAGAACUUAGAAAACCUGACUGUGUCCCACCUUCAGGGCACCCAGGGGAGCUUCCACCUCUCCCAGGUGCUAUUCCAAGAAUGUGAUGACAUGGAUGAUGAGGAGGAUGAUGAUCACAGUGAAGUGGAUGAACCUGAUGGUGCCAGGCCCUCCUUAGGUUUGAGGGGAGGGCCCUGUGGUGAUGUGACCGCUGCAGAGGCCUCGGGCAGCGCCAGUGAGGAUGACACAAAUCCUCUCUCCACCUCCCUGGAACCCAAGUAUUUCUCCCAGAGCUUCCACCAGGAGCCUGAAGAUUCAGUUGAGUGGAACCACUGUCCAGACAACCUGGAGCUGGAGUUUCAACAAGGUGCCAGCACCACUAACGGUGUGGUGUACCAGAAUGAAGAAGGGCAGUGGGUGACCGACCUGGCGUAUUACUCUUCCUUUGCCAAAGAGGUUGAUGGGAAGACAUCAGAGGAUACCAGCCAGUUUCAAACGGAGAGCUUUGUUAAUGCCAGUGAUGCUAUGGAAAAGAUAGUGAAAGAUCAAGAGGAGUUUGAAAAAGAGCAUCAGUUCAUUCAGGAGGAGAAGAUUGAACCGGCCGCAAGCAACAACGACACCUUUCAGAGUGACUCCUCGUGGAAGGCUCCCACCAACAGCCACGUCCUGAUGAGGACCUCCCAGGUCUGCUCCGACUUCAAGCAGGGCGACCAGAGCUACCUGCGACUCUCUUUCGGGGAGUUUUUUGGACAACGCUCCGAAGCCCUUGGCUGUUUGGGCAACAUGAGCGAUGUGGAUGGAGUCAAACGGCCGUCCUUCGGUUACAUCAUCACCUCUCCAGAGAAGAGGGAACCCUUUCCGCUCAUUCACCCCACAGAGUUUUCAGCAACAGUCACAUCGGCGCACAGUGACACCAUGGAACUCAGUGACGCAGACAAGACACUCAGCCCAGAGGACCUCGACAAAACUCUUGAGGCUCCAGGUGAAAGGAUGUCGCCAAAAGGGGAUAUUAAUCCAGAACGCAACGAACAGGAGGACCACACUGUCUGCGCUGCACCACCUCACCCAAAUGACGACUCUGGCUCCGAGUCGAGCUUGUGCAACCAAAGCGGUGUCCCCCACGACAACAGCAGCAGUCCUCUGAUGCUGAGCAUCAGCACCAUUGCGUCAGCCAUUGCAGACGCGUCCAUCAGCACUGACCCGUCGCAGCUGGCUGCCAUGAUCAUGGAGCUCUCCAAGAGGAGUAAGGCAAGGAAACACCCCACGUGUGCCGGGGCUGUUGGACCUGCUCCUUGCAGCACAGAGGAACCACAUUCAUCUGAACAUAUCCUCUCCGAGUUAGAUCAAAGUGCCGUGUUGGACACACUGCAGAGAAGCAUCCGUGUGGGAGAGCUGAGCGCCUUCGACAUGGAGAAAUACCUGAAAACGAACGACGUGUCCGGCACCUGUGAUUCGUCCGUGGCACAAACUACCUUUGACCUGACCAGAUGGGCUGACAACCUCAGUAGGAACCCCCAGACGGGAUCCCCUGAGGACCAGAGCAGCUCAUCUCCGCAAGUGGACAGUGAGACUCAAAAGACGCCACCUGCCGUGUGCCCUUCAAACGCAUUAUCACCAGGCAAUAAGGGCGAAUCAAAAAGAAGCUCUAUUCCCACUUUCAGCUCUGCCAGAAGAUCUGUGGGAUCGGGGCAGUAUUCCAUACUCAAGCCCCUCGCAGACAAAAUGUCAGCUUGUGAUAACACCACUUCAUCUGCAAAAAAAACUUGUGAUUCCACAGGUAGGACCCCCACAGAAAAUGGAGUAAAGCCAAGAGGACAAGACCCACAAGCAUCCAACAGUAAUAGGUCUUCUUUAGAACCGCUGCAUGAGAGUGAUAAAACCUCUGCUGCCUCGUCGGGAUGGAGGAGAGGAGAGUCGGGCCUGCCCUGCCCUAAAGGUCACUCUCCACCGGGUCAGAGGGUGAGGGGUGUAGACCACCAGCAGCAGGACAGACACAGUAUUUUUCCAGAAAAGAAACCACCAUCCCAAAUGGUUUCAGCCGAUCAUCUGCCUCGUAGCUCUGUGGAGAAACGCGUUGGCUCCUCCUCUUGCCAAAACACCCAGCCUCCACGAGACCCUGCAUCCGAACUCCCCGAGGGGUUUCCAGAGUCCUGUGUGGAGCAGACGCAGUGUAACUUCAGACCGUCCACCUCCCCACUCACCCACUCCUCUCCAAGUCAGACCUCCAUUCCCAGCACUAAUGGGAUGGUGUCGCCUCCGUCCAGUGGAGACAAACGUGCCAGUCUCGACCUCUCUCCUCAGUCAACCUGCUCCAGCCCAAGCUUCAGCAGACUCACGUACAUCUCGAUGAACGAUGGCACCGUCAUACCGACACCCGAGAGAAAAAAGCAGAACAACUGUACCAUGGCACUGAGCACCACCAUCAUCAGAUUCAGUCCAACUCCACCAGUGGGACCAGAUGAACCGUCUGUUCUGGAUAAUCCUCGCCCGCCUAAAAGCCUGGACCAGGUGCCACCGCAGCAUUCAAAAAGUCUGGACCCGUUACCAGCACCGCAGUGUAAAAGCCCACAGGCCUCACGUUGCGGCUCCGCUCUGAGCUGUUCUCGCAGUCAGAGCGAAUGUAACUACCACUGCCUUGGUGACCGGACCAGUGAUCUUACAGCAGGUUGUAGGACCCACAAGCACCUCUGUGAAUCCAACAUGAGGCAGCUCACCAAAGUGGACUCGGGCUAUUGUAGCAAUCUGAACAUUCAGCAAACCAGAAGCAUGGGAGCUCCUCAGAGCUCCCAGCAGUGGGGCGCCGUGAGCUCAGAUCCGUCGCCGGUGUACGCCGGCGGCAUUGGCCUUCCUCCAUCCUACUCGUCAUCAGAGGGAUUUCACUAUGUGCCCAUACCCAGCUUCAAGGCCCAGUGUGCCGGCCUGAUUGACCUUCCCCACCAAGGCGAUGUGCAGUCCCUCCUCACUGGACGCUCUCUAUACAACUCCCAGCUGGCUCAGCAGUAUCUGGGAUCUGACGCUCCGUUACAUCCUAGUGCUUAUCCAGGAAACGGUCUCUACAGCAUGUCUUCUACAGGUACAUCCAACGACGAUCUAACGACGAGGCACAUCCAACCUCCAUCAGGGCCUUUGGUGAAUUCCGCAGCCGCCGGAUCUCAUCACCUCCCCAGACCCCAUCAGAACCAACAGGACAUGGGGAGGAUGGGGAAACCCUACUGCCACUACGACGCAGAGCCACUGGGGGCAGGUGGUCUCGAGGAACUGAGAGGCCAAGUGGUGGUACCGGUGGAGCUGCGCUUCCCUCAUGCCUGCUGCGUCGGCAUUGCCUCGCAGACCUCCCUCAGCCUCUUCAACCCCUCCGAGAGAUGGCAGCAAGUUUCGAUCACUGUCACCGGCCUGGCUAUUGAUGGAGAGAAGGUGGAUAGCUUGUCGUACCAGUGGCUCAUAAUCAAGAACAAGACGAUCAUUGGGCCGAAGAGCACCGAGGAGCAGAAAGUGCUGUUCAUACCUCCGCAGGCCGGUGUCUACCAGUGUGUCCUCAGUGUUUGCUCCUGGCCUGCGUCUGCUGAGACGGAGGUUGCCGCCAGGGCUAGUAUCUUUGCUAGACGGGUGGUGCUGGUCGCCAUCGCAGAGAAUCCUGCAGUAGAGGUUGAAGCGAGCAAAUCCGGCUAUUUGGAUUUUGGAGACCUUCCAGGAGGCAGCGCCAAAUCACUUCCUCUCAAACUGCUCAACAAGACGCACGCCACAGUGCCCGUCCGUCUGGUCAUUAGUGCAAACGCCACAGCGUGGCGAUGCUUCAACUUUUCCAAGCACCCUGGUGUCAUGACCUCUGAAGCAGCACAGCAGGCCGGACACAUCAGCCCAGUGUCCUCGCCCUCCGUAAUGAAUCACGUGAUGCACGCCAGCUAUGGAGAGAAUCCAGAAAGCAUCAUGGUCUGGGUACAUUUCAAAGCCCCACAGAAAUACACAUGUUCAGGAGAGCUGGGUCCGCCUGACGAGUACAUUGCUCGGGUGGACAUAGAACUGGACUCUCCUGGUCCGAGUCGUGUGAUCUGCAGUGUUCCCCUCAGUGCCAGAUCUGGAACUGCCAGGGUCCACGCUCCGAAAGACCUGCAGACUCUCAGUCUGUCUGCUCCGCUGGGUACGUCUAGUAAACAGAUGCUGCCAUUAAAGAACGCCGGAAAUAUUGACGUGCAGUUGAAACUCAAGAGCAGUGAUGAUGAGGGCAGUUUCUCUGUGACCCCUGAUGAACUCUUCCUGAGAGUGGGAGAGGAGCAGGAGGUCACAGUUUCCUUCAAAGCACAGGCCAGCAGGAAAUGCAGAGAAAGCCUCCUCACCAUCCUGGUGUUGCCGUCGGGCCCUCAGUAUGAGGUAACCCUGACAGGAGCCGUCGCCCCCGAGGACUCUGGGAAACCUGCCGUUCCCUCUGCUGCCGUCUUUGGCGCUGGCCUGACGAAAGACAUUCCACCGAUUCUCUCUAAUAAACAGUUCAUUGCUUGGGGAGGCGUCACUCUGGGACGGGCUGUCCAACAGAAGCUGGUUCUACGGAAUAACUCCACCAGUGCCACACAGCAACUUCGGCUGCUCAUUCGCGGUCAAGACCAAGACUGUUUUCAGCUCCAGAGCAUGUUCAGCCCAGAGGAGCGUCUGACCCGACAUGGGGAGCUGUCCAUCCGUCCCCGAGAGGACGUGACCGUCCACCUGCUCUUUGCUCCCACCAGGGUGGCUUCCAUGUUGGCCAAGCUGGAGAUCAAACAGUCUGGAGUCCGACCUUCACAGCCAGGGGUCAAAUUCACUAUUCCACUGUCGGGCUACGGUGGGACCAGCAACAUCAUCCUGGAGGACCAGAGGAAACAGGCCGACAGCUACCUGGCGAUGCUGACCGACGUAGCUGUCGGACGCGUCAGCAAAGUGUGUCUGUGCGUGAGGAACACGGGCUCCAGAGCAGCCUUCAUCAAAGCCAUGGCCUUUUCGGACGUGCAGACCCGGUCGGUGUUGCAGCCCUCCGUCAUCAGCCUCGCCCCAUCGCAGUUUGUGCUAAAGGAGAGGACGCAAGAGGUGAUAACUGUGCUCAUGAAGUCGACCCAGAGAGAACAGAGCCUGUGUCAGUCGGCCAACGCACUGCUGGCUACCAUCUGUCUGUUCUGUGGAGAUGAGGUCUCCAGGCAGCAAUACAGGAGAUUGCUGCAGAGCAAACCGGAGGCUGCACGGAAAGCUCUGUCUGAGAACAGUCUGCUGAAGAACAUCGACUUCAACGAGAAGUUCCUUGGAGAAGAAAACGUUACAGAGACCUGCGACUUGCCCCAGCGGCCGAACGAAGCCCACAUCUUCUACGGCAACAUGAGUAAAGUGGUGGUGUCACUGCUGGGAAGCACGAGGAGCGCGGACUGUGAGGAGAGAGAACAUGAGCUGCUGCUGCCGCCCUCUGCUAGACGAGUGUCAGAGACAGACAGUGUUUUGGCAAAUGGUAGUGUGUCUUUGGAUGUGCUGCCAGUCAAGGGUCCCCAGGGUCCCGCGCUUAGAGCAACAGAACCCUCCUUUAAGGUGUUUUCCUCCCCUCAGGCUUCUGAGGCAUUCCAGAGACCGUCUGAGUCCUGGACCAUCCAUCCAGAACAGCUCGUCCUUACAACUCCUACCAUCAAUGGUGCAGCCUCCACCAGUCAGAUUCAGAUCCGAAACAACACAUCCAGAGAGCUGAGCUUUGAUUUGUCCUGGCCCGCUCACUGCCUCACCAUCACGCCCCAGCACGGAGUUAUCGACCCACAGUGCCACCUGCAGAUUCUAAUCAGCCCCAAUCCCUCACUAGUAACUAAACCUGCCUUGCUGCCGUGGAGUGGACAGGUUUACGUCCAGUGUGACGGUCAACAGAAGUUUAUUAAGGUCCAGAUUCGUCAGGACCUGGCUCUGGACGUUUCCGCAGCCCCAGCAGAUAGGACGCUCUCAGCCCUGCCCGCUCUCGCUGCCACCCCCGUGCUGCCUGUGGCCAGGCUCCCCACCGGGCCCUCGUUGGCCCUGCAGACCCCUCAGACCCCUCAGACCCCUCAGGCGCCUCCGGCCCUGGUGGAGAUCAGCAACAAGACCAUCGUCUUCCCCAUCACUCCCUCAGGGGAAACCUCAGAGGCUCAGCUGGAGGUGCAGAAUGGGGAGGUAGAAGUGAGGUGGUACCUGUCAUCAUUUGCCCCGCCAUAUGUCAAGGGGGUUGACAACACGGGAGAUGUUUACCGGGCCACCUACACCGCCUUCAGAUGCUCCAGGGUCUCAGGAACUCUGGGAGCCCAUGAGAAGAUGCAGGUGCCAAUCACCUUCCUGCCCCGGGACCGAGGGGACUAUGCACAGUUCUGGGACUUGGAGUGUCACCCAGUGUCUGAGCCCCAGCUGAAAACCAGAGGCCGCUUCCAACUCUGUGCCACUGGAUUAAAGUGUGGACCAGUGGAAGGGCCACAGGAAGGAGACCAUACUCUGGUUAAAACAGAGCCCACAGCCAAAAGCAGAAAGAGAACCGAUGCUUCGGCAGGCAAAACCAGCCAGGAGGAGGCUGUGUGGAGGGGCGUGUACUCUCCACAGGAUCUGUACACCUUCCCUGCCACGCGGGCGGGUGAGUCCAGCACGCUGAAGGUCAGCAUCCGCAACAACUCCUCCAGCACGCACGAGCUGAAAUUUGUAAACACUAAGGAGCCGUUCCACAUCAAGCAUUCCAAAUAUUCCCUGAGAUCACAGCACUACCUGAAGCUGCCCGUCCAGUUCAGGCCGAGCACCGCGGGCAGACACGUCGGCUCGCUGCUCGUCCAGUCAGAGACAAGUGGAAGUCUCGUUAUUCAGCUGAUUGGUGAGGCGGCGCCUCAAACUCACCACGCAGCGCCCUACACCGCCCCCUCAUGAAGACCGGCUCCGUGGUGGAGGCUCAUCUCUGUACUGAAAUGGAGGAGAAGGAAAAAGAAAAACUGCCAAAAUAUGCAAAGGGUCAAAUAUACUGAAAUCAUUCCUCGACUGAGAACCUGCUGCCCAACGUCUGCUCCUGGACGAGGCACAGUCAGGUGUUAUGAAUAUCUGGUCAUCAGUCGGUCUGAACCUCUCUGGUCUACAUCUCGGAGAGUCAGCGAGUUUUUGCAACUUGACCGUGGAACUGGUUAUUUGCCUUUUUAUCCCCGAGUCGUGUCACAAGGGAGCAUGUUGCAGCCGCGGCCCGUCAGACUGCAGCAGCGGUUGGGAUACGUUGGAGACCAGCUCACUCAGGAAUGCCUUUGUUUCUUGUUUGGUAACACGACUGCAGUGAUUUUGUUUUGUCUUUGUUUUGUAUUUUUACAUAGUAGAUGAAAAGAUGCAGAUUUUUUUUAAAGAGUCACAAACUGUUUGGUCCGUCAACACCUCACCAGGUUUCCUGACGUCUUGUGUGGACGUGGCUCCUCCUCCUCAGCACACAGACAGUCCAGAUGUACUUAUUGUGGACGCGAUCAUGGAAGUUCAGCAUGAUUGUUGUUACACGCUUAAAGAGUUUCCUCUGGUGGAGGUUUUUUGGUUGGUCUUUUUUGUUCAGCAGCAUUGCCACACCUGCUCUAGUCUGGUUGCCAUGGUAAGACAGUGUUUAUUACAGUUCAAGACACACAAAAUUAGCUUCCCCCCCAUUUAUCCUCUUUUGGCGCGACAGGGCCAAUGGACAAAAUUGCACAGGGGGGUUGGAUUCACAUCCAUAAAUUUUUAUUGUUUUGUAGCUGGAUGGGGAAACAUUUGUGAACUUCUGUGUUGUGAUCCAAAACAAAACACUAGUGACGAGCAACAUUUACACGUUUGUAUAGGAAUUUUUAAAUAUGAAGGUACAAGGCUGCACUCGAUGUGUCCUAGACAGUUCAUCCAUUACACGAUUUACAAUUUGCACAUGCUUUAAAUAGAAUAUUAUGUAAUAUAUUGUUGUAUGUACACACUUAAAAUAAAAACUUGUGAUUAAUAA
Molecule: messenger RNA, 9816 nt
Organism: Scophthalmus maximus (turbot)
Lineage: Eukaryota; Metazoa; Chordata; Actinopteri; Pleuronectiformes; Scophthalmidae
Gene: cep192
Product: centrosomal protein 192
Exons: 51
Coding region: 315-8750 (2811 amino acids)
Biological process (GO): centrosome duplication; mitotic spindle assembly; centrosome-templated microtubule nucleation
Cellular component (GO): cytoplasm; pericentriolar material; centriole
Molecular function (GO): protein kinase binding
Source: RefSeq, a predicted model, not a curated record